CUUCUAUGCCCCCACUCUCACGAUACCAUCUUCCUUUCCUUUUCCCUUUCCCUUUCAUCAUUCCCUCUGUUAGCAACGCAAUCGACUGCUUGAUGGCAUGAAAACUACAUCCAGAAGCUGCCUCAAAAUUUGCCAUCAAACUUGUCUCAGCGUGUCUAUCAAUGGCGAAAACCAAUAUCGGGUCAUUCUUCAAUAAGUUCCUCUCUCUCUUCAUCCUUCUUCUCCACCUUGGUUGCUUCGUUUUCAAUGCCGCCCAAAAGCCAACCAAGAAACGCAAAUCCUCACCUCUUUCUCCUAACUCUCUCAAGCACCGAAAACCUCUUUCCUCCACCUGGACUUUCCUCAAACGCAUCUUUUCUUCUACUUCUAAAGCCAACUGCAAAUACGCCAUCCAAACCCACUCAGCAACCACCCCAGUGUUAACCUCUGCUAGAAACUCCCAACAAUCCCUUGUCUCCAUGGUUAUCCCCCCUGAAACUCUUUUAUCAGAUUCGGACACCACUCAUCAAAUGCAAUCUGGGUCUUGUCCAGAAUCCGACAUCUCAUCGGACUGCCCCUUUUUCCCUCUACGUAACGAUAUCUUCCCAUGCACGGCUUGCGGUGAGAUUUUGCAGAAACCCCAUUCUCUCGAACAACACCAAGCGACGAAGCACGCCGUGUCCGAACUCGCUGAUGGGGAUUCAGGCAACAACAUAGUUCGGAUCAUAUUUAAAACCGGUUGGACGGACAAGGUUAAGUACCCUGAAAUCCGCCGUAUUUUGAAGAUCCAUAACAGCCCAAAGAUUCUAACGAGGUUCGAAGAAUACAGAGAGCUCGUCAAAGCGAAAGCCGCGAAGAACGGUGCGAUAUGGAGGCGGGACGAGAGGUGCAUAGCUGACGGGAACGAGCUGUUGAGAUUUAACUGCUCAACUUUCAUGUGUGAUUUGGGACUUAACGGGAGUUCAAGCAUAUGUACUCAACAGUACUGCAACGUUUGUGGGAUAAUCAAGUCUGGUUUUUCACAAAAAAUGGAUGGAAUCUCCACACUAUCCACGAGCUGGAGAGCGCACAUGGCGAUCCCCGAGGAUGUAGAGGAAGAAUUCAAGUUCAUGAACGUGAAACGGGCCAUGCUUGUCUGUCGGGUCGUGGCGGGCCGAGUUGGAUCAGAAGGGGAAGAAAUAUACAAGGAAGCCGGUGGGUUUGACUCGGUGAUCGGAAGGGGUGGGAGUGGGGCAUAUCCCAAGCUUGACGAGGAAGAGUUGUUGGUCUUCAAUCCAAGGGCGGUGCUCCCUUGCUUUAUCAUUGUGUACACUGUUUAAGUGUGAGAUCGUAUGCAUGUAAUCUUUUCUGCACUUUUUAUUUUCUCAACUUGAUUUUCUUUUAUAUAUAUAUAGUUUUUAAUCUUAUUUAAUUACUCAGGAACUGGGAGAUAGUGAGAAUUUUGUGAGAUGCGGUGAUGUGUGUGGGUUAAUUUGUAGUGCAUGUGUGUUUUUUUUUUACAGGUUUUUGUACCUUUGUGCCUGUGAAGCUGUGACCAAAAGAAAUGAGUUUACAGCUAAAAUUAAUCAUAUGAUCGUGGUGAUUUCUGGGAUGCUU
Molecule: messenger RNA, 1575 nt
Organism: Hibiscus syriacus
Lineage: Eukaryota; Viridiplantae; Streptophyta; Magnoliopsida; Malvales; Malvaceae
Exons: 1
Coding region: 162-1298 (378 amino acids)
Source: RefSeq, a predicted model, not a curated record